AUGGCAGAUCAAGAAUUUCUUCCUCUCGACUUCAAUUCAGUUCAAACCGUCCCUGAAUCUCACUUGUGGCCGGACUCCGAUGAGUUAUCGUCGGUCAUCGACUUGGACGAAAAGAUUUCGCUUCCAUCGAUUGAUCUUCUCGACGAUGGGGCAUCGGAGCUCCUAGGGAGGGCCUGUGAGCAAUGGGGAAUGUUUCAGUUGACUAACCAUGGUAUCUCCAAAACUCUAAUAGCUGAGACGGAGGAGGAGGCUCGACGUCUGUUCACUCUACCGGUGAAAGAGAAGAUGAAGACAUUACGGUCUGCUGACCGUGUCACUGGCUACGGCACGGCCGUAAUAUCGAAGUAUCAUCCGAAAUGUAUGUGGCAUGAAGGAUUCACCAUCUUGGGUUCUCCUGCCGAUGAUGCUAAGAAGCUUUGGCCAUCUGACUCUAAACGGUUUUGUGAUGUAAUGGAAGAGUAUCAAAGCGAAAUGAAGCGCUUAUCAGAUAGGUUAAUAAAGUUAAUCUUCAAGUUUCUUGACAUCUCUGUGGAAGAGACAAUGAAGCUGUUGUCUUCAAUGGACGACUCGGGUAAGUCCUACACCGCCCUCCAACUGAACUCGUAUCCACCGUGCCCUGAUCCAGACCAGGUCAUGGGCCUUGCCGCCCACACCGACACCUCCCUCUUCACCAUCGUUCACCAGGCAUGCAAUGAUGGCCUCCAAAUCUUCAAAGACAAAGCAGGCUGGGUUCCAUUGUCUCCGAUGAGAGGUUCUUUCGUUGUCAACGUUGGCGAUCUUCUCCACAUUAUGUCGAAUGGGCGGUUUCGGAGCAUUCUUCAUCGGGUUACGAUACAAGGAAAGAAGGUGCAUAGAUUUUCAUUGGCAUAUUUCUAUUAUCCACCGCCUUAUUUAUAUAUUUCACCUCAUUGCAAGCCAUUGAGUGAAUCACCACAAACUCCGCUCUAUCGCUGUGUGAGUGUGAAAGAAUAUUUCACCAUGAAGGCCAAAAACAAUGGGGAGGGACUUUCUACCGUCAAAAUAUGAUCACUCAAACCCCUUUUGUCUUCAUUUUCAAAAGGGUUUCCAAAUAAUAUGUUACAUUUAUAAGGGUUUGUUUUUAAUUUAUCCUCAAGUUUGAUGAUCACACAGCUAUGUAAUAGUUUGGAAACCUAGCUUUACGAUUUGAUUUGCAAAUUCUAUCAAAGGAAUCGAUAACGGAAAGAAAAAAUCGAGCAUCUUACAACAUAGCAUUAGUAUUUGAGAGAUUAUUCUCGAGCUAAGAAAUCUCCAUAUAAGUUUGUUGAGAUAUCUA
Molecule: messenger RNA, 1294 nt
Organism: Cucurbita moschata (crookneck pumpkin)
Lineage: Eukaryota; Viridiplantae; Streptophyta; Magnoliopsida; Cucurbitales; Cucurbitaceae
Product: gibberellin 3-beta-dioxygenase 1-like
Exons: 2
Coding region: 1-1026 (341 amino acids)
Biological process (GO): response to light stimulus; gibberellin biosynthetic process
Molecular function (GO): gibberellin 3-beta-dioxygenase activity
Source: RefSeq, a predicted model, not a curated record